Molecule: messenger RNA, 1964 nt
Organism: Rhododendron vialii
Lineage: Eukaryota; Viridiplantae; Streptophyta; Magnoliopsida; Ericales; Ericaceae
Product: protein ROOT INITIATION DEFECTIVE 3
Exons: 8
Coding region: 173-1495 (440 amino acids)
Biological process (GO): rRNA processing; DNA-templated DNA replication
Cellular component (GO): nuclear pre-replicative complex
Molecular function (GO): protein binding
Source: RefSeq, a predicted model, not a curated record
CAAAAAUUACGAAAAUAAAAAUAUAUCAGGACCGGCCGGUAAAUGACAAGUAUUCAGUGGCUGAGCCCUACUCUGACAAAAGCUUGAGAAAUUUCAAGAGUUGGCGCGGCGCGGUUUGACAGGGAAACCAAACCUCCUCAAUCAACAGACCAACUGGGACAAGCCCUAACCGAUGGAGCCGGAACUGGUGAUGGCUUCGUCGCAGACGGACGCCGGCAUAGGCUGCUGGGACUUGCACUCCGGCGCCGAGCUCCUCCGUUACCGGUCUUGCGCCUCCCCUUCUCACGGUCUCGUAUGCGUCGGCGGCCGCUUCGUCGCCUCCUCUCAGCUCCGUGAGCCCUCCGCCUCGUCCGGCUCCGUCCUCUACUGGUCCUGGAACAAGGCUCAUGCGGAAGUCAAGAAUUUUCCAGCAGAGCCGAUUAAUCCUCUCGUUUCUAAUAGUGACGGGACGUAUAUAGUUGGCGGAGGUGUCUCUGGGGAUAUUUAUAUGUGGGAGGUUCCGACGGGUAGACUGCUUAGGAAGUGGCAUGCUCAUUACAGAGCGGUUACGUGCUUGGUGUUUUCGGAUGAUCAGUCCUUAUUGAUUUCUGGGGCAGAGGAUGGAGCUGUUAGAGUCUGGUCGCUUCUCAUGAUAUUUGAUGAUAUGCGGAGGGAGCAAGCAAAACACCUCUAUGAUUAUAGCUUCUCUGAGCACACUUUACGAGUGACUGACAUUGCCACAGGCUACGGUGGAUGUAAUGCAAUUAUAGUGUCUGCUUCGGAGGAUAGAACAUGCAAGGUUUGGAGCUUAUCUAAGGGGAAGCUACUGAGAAAUAUUGUAUUCCCAUCAAUAAUUGAUGCGAUUGCAUUGGACCCUGGCGAGCAUGUCUUUUAUGCUGGAGGCAGAGACGGCAAGAUAUACAUCGCUGCACUCACUGCUCAAGGCACCUCGAGCAACACUUAUGGAAUGCAUAUUAUUGGUUCUUUAGCUGAUCAUAGUAAAGCUGUCACUUGCUUAGCAUUUAGUGUGGAUGGAGUGUUGUUGGUUUCUGGCUACGAGGACGGCAUGGUUCGAGUCUGGGAUACUAAAACUCAUAACAUUGUUCGCAUCUUCAAACAUGGAAAAGGUCCUGUAAACAAUAUUCUUGUUGUUCCUUGGAUGUUACUGAAUUCUCAGUCUUCUCCCAUAAGAAGGCAUGGAUCUUCAUUACCCCCUCCACUGGAGAAGUACGCAAAUUCAACGGAUGAGAUUGCAGAAGUUAAGGCUUAUCUCGGUACCCAUGGUACUUCUGAUGAGCCUCUGGAUGCUUCAUACGUCAGUGUUCACACUAUGAAUAGUCAAAUUGAAGAGCUGCAGCAACAAGGCUCUUCAGCUGCAGCUGGAAUGGAGGUGGAACGACUAAAGCUGGAGUACAGAAGAUCUAUGCAAAUGGUCCAGCGGUGGCAGAAAAUGUACGAAAACUUGCACCAACUUUGUCUAGAUGAGCUUUUGGAUGGAGAUCAAGCUGGAGGCUGAAAUGGAAACUCCACCUUGAGGGAGAUGUUUUUGUCCUGUGCAAACAGCUCCAAAGUUUUGUAGGUACUGACCAUUAUUUACCCCAUGAUUCCAUCGCCGUAGAAAAUGAUAGGCUUCGAUUUUCCUCGUUCUGAAGACUUGGAGUUCUUGCUGAUUGGUCUCAAAUCCUCUACAGUUUUUUGGUAAUUAGACACAAUUAUAUUCUCAUGUUUGAUUGUUACCUAUAUAUAUUUUCAAUGUAUAUGACACUGGGUUCAAUUUUCAUGUAUUUUAUGUACCUGGUGGAGCUGACUUUGGGGUUUGCCCUAGGAGAUUUGGUUGUCUUCUUAGUUGCCAUAAUUUUGACUGCCUCUUUUGGCUCAAUUUUCAUGGUGGAAUCUGUGACUUCGGUGUUGUAUUGCCCUCAGAGAUUUGGCUGUCUUUCUUAGUUUCCAUAUUUUCAUGGGAAAUUGUCCUCUCUGCACUUCUA